AUGUGGCACCAAACUUAUAAUAAGAAAUCCGUAUUAUAUAAGGUUGCUGUUGAUUUCGACACGGCGACAAGUUCGGACAACCACAAUUGUAUAAUUAUCAUAGAUGGUUUAUUUAAGGAACUAAAAUGGUCUUCUAGUUGCCCAGGAACAAUGACAGCCGAUUGCUUCCGUAUCCGUGGAAAUGAGCACUUUGUGUCCAAAGAAUUUACAAUGGCGAUUAGUCUAUACUCUAAUGGCCCUAAACUGUAUUAUGCAUUUCGUAUCUAUAGUAUAGAGGAUUUUCUACGCUUGAAUCGAUUUAAGUGGGCAUUUUGCAAUACAGAAAUUGCUCUCGAAAAUGAUUAA
Acaulospora morrowiae is the source of this 345-nucleotide messenger RNA. The record is from the annotation of a GenBank genome assembly. Lineage: Eukaryota; Fungi; Glomeromycota; Glomeromycetes; Diversisporales; Acaulosporaceae.